This is a messenger RNA of Mytilus trossulus (common blue mussel), 2874 nucleotides long. Its product is annotated as SAP domain-containing ribonucleoprotein-like. Lineage: Eukaryota; Metazoa; Mollusca; Bivalvia; Mytilida; Mytilidae. Gene Ontology annotation, cellular component: nucleus. Gene Ontology annotation, biological process: poly(A)+ mRNA export from nucleus. Bases 62 to 790 code for a protein of 242 amino acids. The transcript is spliced from 12 exons. The record is from RefSeq and is a predicted model, not a curated record.
CCCGAUUAUGGGCGGAAGUUUAAAAUUGUGAUUUCCGGUUUAAAAAUAAGAAAAAAACACGAUGGAAGACUUGAGCACUUUGAAGGUAGCUGAUUUGAAAGAAAAAUUAAAAGAGAAAGGUUUGACUGUAUCUGGAACUAAACCAGAGUUAUUAAAGAGAUUAAAAGAUGCCAUGGAAUUAGAAGAAACAGAAGAGCUAGAAGAAACUGAAGAAGUGGUAGAACAGGUAGUUCUCCAAGAAGAGGAGGAGGAAGAGGAGGUAGAUGAUGAUAUGACCUUGACCGAGGACAAAUUAGAGAUAACUGAAUCUAAAACAGUUCCUGAGAGCUCAAGUAAAGAUUCCAUAGAAAAUGGUAAACCAAAGAAGAUCUCUUUAUCAGGAUUUUCAGAUGCAGAGAGGUUAAAAAGCAGGGCAGAAAAAUUUGGUGCUGUUAGUGCUGAAGCCAAGAAACAACUUAGAGCAGAAAGAUUUGGUUUGUCAGAAAAAACUUCAAACAUAUCAUCGGCAAAAAUCGUUGGAGAUGUUUCAGUGGAUUCAGAUAAAUUAAAACAAAGAGCUGAAAGAUUUGGUGUAGUUUCUCCUGUUUUAUCUAAGGUAGCUGAUGUAGAGAAAUUAAAACAGAGAGCUGAACGAUUUGGUGGAUCUGUAGCACCAGCCUUAAGUAAAAGUGAAGAUCAAGAGAAGAUUUUAAAAAGAAAAGAAAGAUUUGGUGCUAUUAGUACUGCAGCCGUCAGUUCUGAAGUUGAGGCAAAGAAAUCGAAAAGAGCAGAACGAUUUGGACUAACAUAAAGGCCAAGAAACAUUACAACAUUGACACUGCCAUUUAAAUCAUUUCAUAAUACAAACAUCCCUCACAAAAUAUGUCAUAUUUGUACAUAGAUUAGUCAUGAAUUGAAACAUUAUUCCUCUGUUCUUUAAAGUAAUUUGUUUUCAAAAUAUCUGGGUAUUUUUUAUUGCCCUUUUCUGCUUUCUACAUAUGAUUUUACCAAAUGUAUGUUUUGUCUUGUUAAAGUGGAAUGUGUUUAUUAUGUGUUCUACUGCCAACUUAUAAUGACUAAUAAUUUAUUUGGAUAAAGACUGAAUAUUCUCAUCAUUUUGGGUUUACAUGAUAUGACGGAAUUACAACCAACCUAUUUAGAAAUACCGUUGAAAAUUACGCUAGUCAAAAUGGUUUUCUACUUUUAUUUUAUCUGUCUCCAGAUAUUGAACUGAUUGAUCUUAUGAGAAGUUCACCAAUGUUUAAUUUUAGUAAGACAAUAAGAUAGAGGUUUGUUUUAUUGAGGUGAAAAUGGUAUCUGUUCAUAUCUUAUUUCCUGCAGGUGAGGGCAUUGUUAUUGUGCAGAUACUCAUCUAGUAUUUAUAACCAUGAAGUUGAAAUUCACAUGUUAAUGGCAUCAUGUUAUAGUUAAACCACAAUAUUUAUUUUUUAUGCCCCUAAAAAAGUCAAUUGAUUAUUCUUUGAAUUUAAAAACUAUGUAUCAUUAUUAUCAAACAUAAAAUGUAGGUUAUGAUUGAUUUCCUUUUUCUAGAUAAUAAGAAGUUUGCAAUUUCUUGGAUUGAAAGUUUAUAAGCCAAAUUUCUAUCACUUGUAUUCAAUGAAGUUUCGACCUAGUACAAAGCAGGGUUAUUAUUCAUAUCACAUUAACAUGUUGUCAAUAAUCAUAUAUAUUUGCCACUGGACAUUAUGCAGGCAUCUAUCAUCAUCAUAAUCAAUGUAUUGUAGAUUGUGUCUGCAUUAAGGUCUCAUUAAUUGUUUACUUUUUGUUGGGUUGUGUUUGGCUGUCUUUUGGCAAAGAUAGUGCCUUGACCUUGGAAAAGUUAAGAACAAGAUAGGGAUUUGUUUAAUUGAAGGUUAAAUGGUAUCUGUUCAUAUUAACUUUUCCAGAAUCUUAAAGUAUACAGUCAUUGUUGAAUCAGAAAAUUAUUUCCACUAUAUUUAUGUCUUAUGAUUCAGUAAGCAACCAAAGGAAACUAAAUAAAAAAACCACGAUGAAACUUUAAAGGUAAAGAGAAUUAAAAUGUUUAGUGGAUUCUUUCUGAUUAGUGCAGUAGUAAGUGGAGAGGUUAUAGGCUUGAUCCAGUAACUGUCAAGUGACUUUUAUCUUAGGUGUUAAUAAUCCCUAUGGUAAGUUAAAAAUUCAUAAACUGAACUUUGCUCUCUAAAUGAGACAGUAGAAGGGAAAGUUGAUAUAAUCUUAAGGUUUUUUGUUCACAUGUUUUAAUUUAUCUUUGCAACUAUGAUAAAAUAAUUUUAGCAAGUUUUCACCUACAUAUUCCAUAUUUAUCACUUUUUAAGCAUUUCCUACAUGAUAUGGUAAGAUGAAUAUACAUGUACAGAAAUAAUUACGGGAACAAAUUUCAUCCUCAAGUUGAAAUAAAAUAUAAUCAGAACUUUUGUUUUGAUAAACAGAUCACAGUAAUAUGCUCAUUACAUUUUCAUAAGUCACUUGUCUGUUCAUUGAAAGUAUUUUUUGUUUUUCAGAUUUUAUUUAUGACUUCAAAUAUCUUGUAUUGAAUUUAAAAAUACAAAAUAUGCUAUAAAUAGCAAUUGUCUGGGCAAGAAAUAUUUUCCUUAAUACUAUAAUAUAAAAAAUCAAUAAAGACAAAUACCUGUACAAAAUAGCCUUAAUUAAAUUGAGAACAGGUUAUUAAAUAUUUAGAUAAGAUAUUAGUUGAGCCUUUACCCAAAAAAUCUGUUGGCUACUAGAUGUCUUAUUCAAAGAUACAAAUGGUGGUACAAUAUACAUUUAGGUAAGGCCAUUGACCAUAUCUAAGCUUCCCCAAAACAUUUAGUAGAAUUGUCACUUUAUUACAUCAAGCAACCUUUGUGUACUUAAGCUUGCAGAUUCUGUAUAUCAUCUUAUUGAUAAAAA